Molecule: messenger RNA, 3117 nt
Organism: Wickerhamiella sorbophila
Lineage: Eukaryota; Fungi; Ascomycota; Dipodascomycetes; Dipodascales; Trichomonascaceae
Exons: 1
Coding region: 1-3117 (1038 amino acids)
Source: RefSeq, a predicted model, not a curated record
AUGCGUUUGGUCAAUAAACUUUUGCGCAGCCCUUCGGGUGCUCUUCAUGACGACCAGACUCCGCCCCAGACGCCUAUGACUCCUGGAACACCCGGCUUCGACACCGACUCUGCCCCAUUUAUGCGUCCAGCUGAUGUGAACGUGCGCCACAUAUCUGGCAUUUUCCAGCCUGCCGCACUGUCCUCACGGGGCAUCCUUCCGAAGACGGUCGUUGAAAAACCGCUCCUUCCUGAGGCUUCAAAGGAAACACCUCCUGAGAUGCUUCCUAUCUUGUCACAACUUGCUGCCCACAACGUCAGACCUUACCAUGAGGGUUACUUUAUGUUGCUGUCUGAUUUGAACAAUGACGGCAAGGCCCCGGCCAACCGCCAGUGGGAGGAGGUAUUUGGAACUCUACGCGGAACACAGUUAGCCACUUGGAACGCGACCGAACUUGAACAAAAAGGUGCCGAUGCACACCCUCACUACAUUAACAUUGACGAUGCCACGUUCAAGUCGGUUCCCAAACUGCCCAGUCCCGGCGGCGAGCUCUCAAACAUUAUCGUUCUCAGUACCACUAUGAAAAAUCGUUAUCUUAUGCAGUUUUCAUCUGCCCAAGCUUAUCAGACGUGGACGUCGGCUUUGAGGCUGGCCAUGUUUGAGCGCACCUCUCUGCAGGAAGCGUACACCGGCGCUUUACUUUCGUGCAAGGGCACACAGCUCAACGGUAUUCGCUCUCUCCUGGGUCCGACCAAAGUCCGCCGUGAUGGCUGGUGUUCGGUCCGUUUCGGCGCAGGUAUGCCCUGGCGUCGUGUUUGGUUUAUGGCUACACCUGGUCCUCUUCUCACGGCCAAAGAACACAAACAAGCAAGCGUUCCUGGCUUGCCUGAGCUCUCCAAAAAGGAGCGUGCCAACUACGGUCGCAUUGCUUUCUACGAGUCUGCCAAGAAUCUCAAGAAGCCUUUGGCGAUUAUUGUACGGGCCCAUAGUGCAUAUGCUUUGUUUCCAGAGAAGGCUAUCCUCAUGGAUAUGUCUUCAUUGUUAAAGAUUGAAGGCCAUGUUAUUUUUGCUGGCGAAGAGAAAGAAGCAAAACUGUCCAUGGUUCAUGUCAUGCCCGAUCCUCGACCUUGCAUCCAAGGGUUUGAGAUUCUUAUCCGUUUCCUGAUUCCUGUAUUUGAUGUGUUCAACUUGUACGGCCGCCCGCAGCGGUUGAAUGCCGAUAAAGCAGAUAUGCGGUCGUUGCUAUUUGCAAUGCCCACAUUGCCUCAUGUGUACUACUGUGAUAUUGCUGAUGUCCAAAUGCUGCUUUCACAGUCUGGAUGGGAGAACUGGGAUUGCAAGAUCUGGAUCGAUAAGAUCCGGGAAUUGCUCGCUCGUAAGAUUGCUACAGGGUACCGUGGUUUAGGCAAUAUUCAUGACUUCAGUUCUGACCAUUCUAGUAUUGGUGCCGGAAGCUUUGCGGAGAGCUCUAAUGACAAGACCCGAGCUGCCCGAGCAGUUUCCCAGCCAGGCCGUAUGAAUGUACCGAACCUCCAGGCGUCCUCAUCAGACUCGUUGCCCCAAAGCAUUGAUUCUCACUCUACGGGGUCUCAUAUGGCUUUAGGUCAAUCUCAAGAGAAUCUCAUAAAGGAGGUUCGUGCGAAGCCAGCAGGCACAUACAAUGCGUAUGGUGGUCAGCCCCAGAAUACCCGCAACCAGACUCAGUUUGGUGCGAACCAGCAGCAGGCACCUGCUCGUCCCCUUCAGGUUUAUCCCAAAAUUGCUCCUUCGGGACGGGUGGCUCCUCCGCCGCCAAGCGAUAUCAGGCAACCCAAGAGGCCCAGUGGGUCUCGGCCAAUGCCGGGGCAUGAACGCUCUCAAUCUGAAGGACAAGACCCCAACACGCUUAUCAUUGCGCCUGGGAGUGGCCCAUUGACACCUACUUUCAAUAACGAUUCCUGGGCUGCGAAACCUGAGAAUCGUAACUCGGAAGUAUCUGUUUCUGAGUCGUUCCAGUCAGCAUCUGACACUCUGGACCAAAACAGGCCUAAUACUGCAUCUACCUCGUCUGUCAACGUAUUUGACCCUGGCUACCGUCGUCCGACGGCGAAUACGGCCGACCCUGCGGUUGCUAACGAGGCGAAAGAUAGAGCCAAGCACAAUUCGUAUGCGCAAUACUCGGAUUAUAUUGAGACGUAUAUCCCAAACCAGGGAAAGACGACAACUAAUGAUGCGGCGGCUCAGCGGCCUGCUUUGUUGGAAAUCAAAAAGGUUGAACCCGAUGUGUCGCAUGCGCCGAUGCCUACGACGCCUGUUAACGUGAUGUCUCCACCUUUGAGCUUCGAUAGCCCUUCGGCGAUCAGCCAGGCUCGGAACACCGAGUCGCCGACCUCUGCUGCCCCUGCUUCUACGUUCCAGAACCCUUACGGGACUCGAAAUUACGGGGGCGCGUCGUCGUCCGACUUGGUCGCACCGCGUUCUCAGCAGCAGCAGCGUCGUCCGUCUGGACCUCGCGACCCAACUGCUCAACUUCAGCAAUCGCCGCAGCGAAAGUAUCCCAAUACACAGGCACCUCAGACUGCUCAGCCUAUGCGUGUCCAGCCUGCGAUGCAGCAGCAACAGCAGCAGCAGCCCUCACUGGGUCAGGUAUUCGGUCAGCUUUUGAGUCAACCGAAAAUGUCUGGCGUGGCUCGUCCGCAUAGCCCUGGUCCUCAGGGCAGUUAUGGCGCACACCCUCCUCAGCAUGGAAGCCCCGGUCAGCAAGCUCCUCUGGGAAACCCUGGGUACAAUCCUUAUGCGCAGUACUCACAGCCUCCAAUUCAAAGCGUGCCGAAUCCUUAUGCGCAGUACUCACAACCUCCAGUUCAAAGUCAACCCAAGCAACAGGGGCCCUAUCCUGGACGGCCUAAUGCCCCGCCACUCAUGCAGCAACCCACGCAUUCUCACGAGAACCUGGGUGGCCGCCGGGGACCCCCUCAGCAGGGCCCCUAUGGCACGCAUGUGUAUGCUCAGGCCCAGCCCCGGCCUCAUCCUCCUGGUGCACGCCGGGGGGUGCCAUCGAGUCCGUCCCACCGGCCCGUUGCCAAGGGACAAAUGCCGCCAGGAUCAACGUAUAGCCAUCGCAGCGACGGACCGUAUGCAGCGGUCCCCAGGAGCUGA